This is a messenger RNA of Alternaria alternata, 872 nucleotides long. RefSeq lists its product as hypothetical. The transcript has a single exon. Bases 297 to 590 code for a protein of 97 amino acids. NCBI's taxonomy places the organism in Eukaryota, Fungi, Ascomycota, Dothideomycetes, Pleosporales, Pleosporaceae. The record is from RefSeq and is a predicted model, not a curated record.
UGACCACCAUCCCAUCUGACCAGGGAUGCACUUAAGCCGCCGAGUCCCACGUGAGCAACACAUACCAUACAAUUUAGAGAGCAAGUAAAAAUGAAAUCGACGGUACCUACCUACGAACUAUGCGUACCCGCACUUCGAAAAGCGAUGCAAAACCAUCUGGAGGUUUUGAGGAAGGCUGAGGCAUGGUGCGACAAAAACGGGUAUCCGCACUCGAAAGCCUUGGGGGCUAGACUCGCUCCAGAUAUGCAUGUACGUAUCGCGUCGACUUGUCACCUAGAGAACAGAACAUAAAGUUAAUGAUGCUUCAACUACAGCCUCUCGCGCUUCAAAUCUUUUUCCAGGUUACCACCGCUACAAGGGCACUCCAGCGCCUUGCCGGCAUGGAAGUACCCACGUUCAAGUUCGACGCAGCCUCUUUCCAGGAUUUGUACACGCAAAUCGAUCAGGCCUUGGAAUGUUUCGAGAAGGCACGCCCGGAGGCAUUCGAGGGAAAGGAGGAUAUGCCCGUGGUUAUCGACGUACCCAACAUGUGGCAUUUCGAUCUGAACGGCUUGACGUAUUUGCAGGAGUUUGUUCUCCCAAAUUUGUAAGUGCUCUCAUGGAUUUCUCCACGUCUAGCCGGUAUACUGAUAUAGCCCUCGUUUUGACAGCUUCUUUCACAAUGUGACGGCUUAUGGCAUCUUGCGGAAUCUUGGGGUACCGAUUGGGAAGAUGCAUUAUCUUUCGGGUGAAGACCGACUCAUUGGGGCUUGAUGGCACAUUAUCAAGAUCAGGAGGAUGUUGUGGAAGGCGUUGUAGAACUAGAAAAGGUCAAACAUGAGCUAUUCACAAUAAAUGCUGUCAAGAGGCGUGAAAAGGAAUAGACGAGUUUU